GAACUAGGGUCUGGAACUAUUCCACUAAACCUAUUGUAAGCAGCUGCAUUUAAUAUUGUAAUAUCGGGUAAGCGUAAUUCUGGACUGUAAUUUAAAACAAAAAGUCUGUUAUGAUUUUCUCGCCACUUUGUCAUACAAUGUAAUUUUAAAGUUGAUUGGCAUAUUAAAAAAUAUGAAUUUGAUUUCUCAUUUUCUGUUUUUGAUGAAAGAACUUCUUGGAGUUUAGACAUAAUUUAAUGAUACAAUUUCACUUACACAACCGAUACCUCCAAGUUGCACAUUUAAAAAGCUCUAUUCAUGACAGUGUCACUGAGUGUCUCAGUGUGCAUACUAGGAAGUAUUUAGUUUAUGAUAAAUUUAAUUUUAAAUUGGCGAUGGAUUAAAAGUAAAACACUUUUUACUAUUAAUAUUACCCAUAUGCCAUAUAACUUAUUAAAUUAGUGUACAUAUAUUAUAGUGUAUAGUAAUUAUUAAUUAGUGUAAGAACAGGCCCUACUAAGCCUACUGACUGCCUACUACUUAACUUAACUUAAAUAACUUAAUUACUAAUUAAUAAAUAAAAAAUAACUUAUAUCAUAGUAUUAACUUAUAGUUAUAAAUAACCAAGGUAGCAUUGACAGUAAGUAUUACUGUUAAUUACAUGUUACAACUUAAGUUUAAGGCAUUGACAUUCACUUUCACUUAGGCUUUUACAGCCUAAUCAUUUAAAUUAUACUAAUCAUACUACACCCUUGAAUAGCCUAAGGGCUAAUAAGGCUUACUUAACAUAGGCGGCCUAAUUGAAUCAUUUUCAAGAAUGCCAUGGCACAAGACCAAGAAUUAGUCCAGCCUCUAAAAAUGAAGUUUACUUUACAAAUGAAUAUCAAUCAUCAUAGUCAUAGCUAUUUUUAUUAUCAAUCAUUUAUAAUUUAAACUGGCUAGUAAUUACAUUUUAAUAGCCCCUAACCAUUUAUUUGUAAUUAUUAGACAAUGGUCAUUUUUUUAAAUGUUACAAUUCAAUUUGAUAAACCAUGUCCAACAAUCAUGAUCAUAAAUAAGACUGUGUGUGCGCUGCAUUUUUUCUGACUGUGGGAAGAAAUUACAAUAAGAUUGCUGUUUGCAUGAAUUUCUAUACAAUCAUUAAAAAUAAAGAUUAUUUAGCCUAUAUAGGCCUAGUAUUAUCUUUAAUUUAUUUUUUCAGUAUUUUUCUGUUAUUUGUGUUAAAUCAAUCCAAUAAUUUGUACCUAAAUGAAGACUUCUAUUUGAUUUUAUUCGGAAUGUCACAAAAAAAAAAAAUCCCGCUGUAUAUAAUAUGUAUAUUCAAUGUUUCAUUUUAACUAAAAGUUUGCCAGUAAUGAGACUUUAAUCAAAAGGUGAAGAAAUUGAGGAUGCCUAGGGCUCUCAAGUUAAAGGGAGAGAGGGGUUUGGGUUGUUUUUGAUAAAAUCCAAAUUGCAGUGUUGAUUGUUUAUGCACCCCCCCCCCCUUUUUUUUUAAAAAAAAAAUAAUUAAAAUCUAUCUUUUCUUCUGUAAUUCUUGUUAAGAGUUUUUACAUGCUGAACUACUUUUCCUGACUCACAAGGCAUGUAAAUAACAAUUUUCUAACAUAUUUCAGACUUACUAGAUGUGAAAACAAGACUUUCUUAAUUCAUGGGCAGGAAUGAGACUUACCUCAUCUGAAAGGCUUUAUCACAAAAGUUUCUUCUCUCUAUUAAUCAUUUCAUCCUGGUAAUUACUUGUUUUUUCUACAUCUACACUAUUUUUUCUUGUCCAUUUUUCAUAAAUAAAUCAUUUUGUAUUUAGAUUACUUGGUUCCAUUAUUUACAGUGUAUAAAAGUAAACUGUUUUACUGAUAGUGAUUCAAGACAUGCAAUGGGCAAAUCAGUAAUUUCAUCUAAUUGAAAAGUAGUUUUUUUAUCAACUUCUCACACAAUAACAUUUAAUUUCGUAAAUCUUAUACAAAUCUUAGAAGAAAUUGUAUGGGCUACAUUUUUACUCAGCAUUCUUUUAAUACUUAAAAUAAUUCAUCUGCCAAAUGAAGCGAUCGUUCAUAAAAAAAAUAUUUAUCUUUUGUUUUAUCACCUCAAAGAAAUUUUUUUUUUUACUUGACACUAAACAACAAAAUAGCAUUACAGCUCCUCAUCUAGAACAAAAAGACAGUAGAAGUUUACAUUAAACUAUCCACUCUCAUUUCUUAUUCUUACUGAGGAGUUUAGCCCUUAAGGUGAACGUAAGUUAAUUUAAGAUUUAAAUUGUUUUUUGUGGUAACAGCAGGAGAAAUUGUUGUUACAUCAGUAAUAUUAUGGUUAUCUACAUAACUGUUCACUGUACACAAAAGUAGAUGAAUUAAUUAUGGUUUGAUUCACUUAAGUUCACUCAAUUUUCAAUUGAAAAAAUAAUCUUGACAGAUUUUUGUGAGGAGAAUUGAUGUAAAUGGCAUCAGAAGAUUUUGAUGCGUAUGACCUCCCAACAGCAUCACCACCCAAACCUCAGCAGGGCCACAAAAAGUCAUGGCUGGAGCUUCGAAACACAGCGCGAGAAACCAGGUCAGCUUCAACUGUCAUGAUUGAUUUCGUUUUUAAACAAAUGAAUUUAAAAGUAAAAGGAAAGUUUUUAUCCAGUUAAAUUUAAAAGUUAUAAUUUUUAAACAGUGGCAAAGCUAGGGUAAGUGCCACAGGGGCGGUUGAAGAUUUUUGCCGCCCCCUUCCUCAAAAAAAAAAAAUAAAAAUAAAAAUUUGCCAGAAAAGUGAUGACCCUCCAUGUAACAAAAACAACAAGUGCUGCCUGGGAUGGUCCACUCCCUCAACACUCCCCCCCCCCCCCCUUUUUCCUAAUAAAAAAAAAAAAAAAAAAAAAAAAAUUGCCAGAAAAGUGAUGGCCCUUCAAGUAACAAAAACAACAAGUGCUGCCUGGGGUGGGCCCCCCCCCCAACACUCCCCCCCCCCCCACCUUUUUCCUAAGCUAGUGUAUGUAAUAGAAAUAACAACUUUGGAGCAGAAAUUUUCUGAUUUGUUUCUAGACUUCCACAUAAUUCAUAUGGAUAUGGAAAAAUAGUUACCGCUGAAAUGUAAUAGUAAAUAAAUGAAAACAUUUAUAGUAUAACUUUUUUUCCAAUUAGCCAGUAACAAAUAGUAACAGAAUUUAAAAAAUAUAGAUUUAAAAUUUGAAAAAGAAUUCAGAGUUUGUUUUAGUUAAAUGAAGUUUUGAAAUAAAAUCUGUUGUUUAUUUUUUUUAAAAUAAAAAACAAAGGAAGUUGAUAACAAGAAUAACACCCUCUACACCAAGCAAUUUCCAGUUUCGGAAUAUUACAACAGAUCUUGGAAAGUCUUUCACUCGCCUCUACUUUCUUGGUGUGCCAGAGAAGGGGAGGGACAGUACACUCCUGAAGGUAGACAUUGGUAGGUAAGAUUUACAUAUGGGAGUAUCUCCAGCUGGAGAUUUCUGUGUCAUGAUGACCUGAUUCAGUGGUCACAGACCAGACCAGGCUAUUUUAAUUUGUAUGUCUAUUUAAUUGUUAUCACAUGUCAAUAUGAGUCAUUAGAGAUAACAGUCAAUCACUAGAAAUGAGGGCCAGUCAAACUCUUGCUACAUUCAGGUUUCGGGCCAGUUAAACUCUUGCUACCUUCACAUGUCAGGCCAGUCCAACUCUUGCUACAUUCACAUGUCAGGCCAGUCAAACUCUUGCUACGUUCACAUGUCAGGGCAGUCAAACUCUUGCUACCUUCACAUGUCAGGCCAGUCCAACUCUUGCUACAUUCACAUGUCAGGCCAGUCAAACUCUUGCUACAUUCACAUGUCUAGUUUAAUAAAUUAACUUACACUUUUCUUUUUGAAAAGAUGAUUCCUCAUUGCCCAAGUCAUCCAGUGAGUCGGGUGAACAAACUUCCAGUUCCCCAUUCUGGAUGUCCCCCGUCUUUGAGAAGCAGCCAAAUCCUAAUGCUGUUCCGAUGUCAAGAGAAGAGCAGUUGAUGAGGGAGCGUAAAAGACUCGGUACUUAUGGCAUAACAUCGUAUGAAUUUCAAGUUGAAGAUGGUCUGUUCAUUAUACCAGCCAACAACAGUCUUUACAUGUGUAAUGACACAGUAAGUGUUUUAUAAGUCUUUUAUUCAUUUUAUUUUCCCUUUUAAACAUUUUAGUCUGUUAUUUUCUAGCAGGUAUGAUCAAAUUUUUACCACAAAAUGGUCACAUUCAACUGAUGCAAUUAGAAAGAGGCACUCGUUCACUAAAGAACUUUACUUAAUGUCUGCAAUGGUUGCAUCAAGACACUAAAAGGACCAAAUUUAUUGCCUGUCUGUUCUUAAAUAUUUGAAGUUGCACAUUUUGAUUUCCUUAUUCUCGUGACCAAACUUUUUUUGAUUUUCAGCUCGACGUUACGGAUGACCCUGUAGAAAUUCCAACCUUGACUUACGGGGCUCGCCUUGACCCAAAGAUCUGCCCGUGUAACAGUGAUCUGGUGGCGUUCAUUCAUGAACUUGAUAUUUGGCUCACUUGUCUCCAUUCUGGCAAAGAAAUAAGGCUGACUCAUGCCCAUAAAGGUUGGCUCAUUUAUAUAAGGCUGACUCAUGCCCAUAAAGGUUGGCUCAUUUAUAUAAGGCUGACUCACGCCCAUAAAGGUUGGCUCAUUUAUAUAAGGCUGACUCAUGCCCAUAAAGGUUGGCUCAUUUAUAUAAGGCUGACUCAUGCCCAUAAAGGUUGGCUCAUUUAUAAAGAUAUACAGAUACAACUUAAAGCACUCUUGGAGUUAAAAAAAAAAAAUUCAUGCAAUCUGUGGAGUUAAUUUCUGUAGCUUUUUGUUGUUGUUGAUGGGUGCAGAAAUUUGAUGGUAGCCUUCUUAACCCACCAGUUUGAGAUGGUGAUGUGGGAAGGAUAAUGAACGUUUGAAAGAGGAGAUUUUUAGAAGUGUAGAAGUGGAAAUAGGUUUCAUAAACAUUCUCACAUUUUGUUUUUAAUAAAAUAACCCAAAACUUGGAAUGUGUGUUGUGUACCUUGUUGCAGGUGAGACACGUCUGGAAGAGGAUCCACUCAGUGCUGGUGUGCCGGGCUUUGUCAUACAGGAAGAGUUCGACAGGUACACUGGGUAUUGGUGGUCUCCCCUGUGUCAGCGUCUUCCAGGUCAGUUUCAACAUACCAUGUUGAUUUUUUGGACAGUUUAAACUUUUUCAUCCGUCACUUACUGCUUUUUUUUUCUUUAAGAAAUUGCAAAGUCCAAUUUUUUAAUUGCUACAUUUUACAGAUGGCAGAAAACUUUACCACAUCUUGUAUGAAGAGGUUGAUGAGUCGGAUGUUGAGAUUUUGUCCAUUUUCUCACCAACUGGCCAGGAACCUAACUGUACAGAACUUUAUAGGUAAAUAUUUCAUUUUAAAACAUGGAUUCUUGAUUUCAGGUUUCUUUAUCCAUAAGAAAAGUCUAAAUGCAAUUAAAAAAAAAAAAUUAUUAUUAUUAUUCCAAUUCUAAUUGCUUCAAGCUCAUAAAUGUCAAUAUAAUUGUCAACUAUUUUCUACUACUUCAAAAAAUAAAUCAUCAGCAACUGCCAUAUUUGGAUCCUCAUCUGACCAAAUUCUAGAACCAUAUACAAGUAAACGAAAGAAACUCAACUUUGAUAGUCACCAUUAUAUGGUUUUGCAAUGUCAAUCUGUUUUAAAAUUUGGCUAGUUGUAUAAGCAAUUCUGAAAACUAGGAUACAAAGAAAAAUAAUACCAAAGCUAGUGAUAUUAACAUUAUCUAAUUUAAUUAUGCAAUUAAGGUUUUAUAAAAAUGCAAAAUCAAAUAUACAGAAAUAAAACCUUUAUUAACUUACAGUGAGUGAAAAGUAUAAUCCUAGAAUUUUAAUCCACAGUAAAAAUCUAGUACGCCUUGUGGGCCUCCUGUAAUGUCUGGUAAAUCUCGUAAUGUGUCUUGUAUCUAGGAAAUCUAGUAAUUCUUGCCCUGCUGGGAAAGCUGAUGGCUUAUUUAUAGGGCAGGAGUUUGACUGAAGAAUCGUGUCCCUUUCUUCCAAAACUUUGAAUCCUAUUUAUUGCACUUGCUGGAAACAUUUCUGAUUUUAUCAAAUAUUCAUGUCCUUUAGUUUUUUUAUUUGUAUAUCUGGGCCAUCUUUCCCUUGUAUCUUCCAGAUAUCCCAAAGCUGGGGCUAACAAUGCCUAUAGUAAUUUGAAGCUCUUGGAAGUUAUCAUUUCUUUCAAUGGACCGGUCAGUAUUUAGAAUUAUUAUUUUUUUCUUCGAUAAUCCUGAAAUAUUUUUGCAAAGUUGUCACAAACAUACCCAGGCUGUGGCACAAAGAUACCCAGGCGGUUGCACAAAGAUACCAGGAUGUGACACAAACAUACCCAGGCUGUGGCACAAAGAUACCUAGGCUGUUGCACAAAGAUACCAGGAUGUGACACAAACAUACCCAGGCUGUGGCACAAAGAUACCUAGGCUGUUGCACAAAGAUACCAGGAUGUGACACAAACAUACCCAGGCUGUGGCACAAAGAUACCUAGGCUGUUGCACAAAGAUACCAGGAUGUGACACAAACAUACCCAGGCUGUGGCACAAAGAUACCUAGGCUGUUGCACAAAGAUACCAGGAUGUGACACAAACAUACCCAGGCUGUGGCACAAAGAUACCCAGGCGGUUGCACAAAGAUACCAGGCUGUGACACAAACAUACCCAGGCUGUGGCACAAAGAUACCCAGGCGGUUGCACAAAGAUACCAGGAUGUGACACAAACAUACCCAGGCUGUGGCACAAAGAUACCAGGCUGUGACACAAACAUACCCAGGCUGUGGCACAAACAUACCCAGGCUGUGACACAAAGAUACCAGGAUGUGACACAAACAUACCCAGGCGGUUGCACAAACAUACCCAGGCUGUGACACAAAGAUACCAGGAUGUGACACAAACAUACCCAGGCGGUUGCACAAAGAUACCUAGGCGGUUGCACAAAGAUACCCAGGCGGUCGCACAAACAUACCCAGGCGGUUGCACAAACAUACCCAGGCGGUUGCACAAAGAUACCCAGGCGGUUGCACAAAGAUACCCAGGCGGUUGCACAAACAUACCAAGGCGGUUGCACAAACAUACCCAGGCGGUUACACAAACAUACCCAGGCUGUGACACAAACAUACCCAGGCUGUGACACAAACAUACCCAGGCUACUGCACUGACAGUUUUAACUUGAUGAAGGUUAAACACAUUAUUGUUUUAAAAAAAUACAUUGAUAUUUUUUAAUUACAUUUUUUCCCGGACAUCUCGCAAAUUCUUUAAGUAGCAAUAACAGAAAAAUUUGACGUCUGCUGCAAAUUUAAUCAAUACAAUUUAAUAAAAAUGUUUAUGCUGAUACGUUUCAGACAACACACGUUUGUGACCUCCAGGUCAAAGAGUUGACCAUGAAAGAAAGUCUGUUUGAGGCAUGCCCAUGGGGCGAAUACUUGUCAAGAGCUGGCUGGACUCCAGAUGGAAAAUAGUAAGUUUGAAAAUGUUGCCAGAAAGAAAUGUUUUGACUUUAUAGCUUGGCAGAGUGUCUUGUUUGGAAAGUGAUGUCUUAAAUGUUUUGACUUUAUAGCUUGGCAGAGUGUCUUGUUUGGAAAGUGAUGUCUUGAAUGUUUUGACUUUAUAGCUUGGCAGAGUGUCUUGUUUGGAAAGUGAUGCCUUAAAUGUUUUGACUUUAUAGCUUGGCAGAGUGUCUUGUUUGGAAAGUGAUGUCUUGAAUGUUUUGACUUUAUAGCUUGGCAGAGUGUCUUGUUUGGAAAGGGAUGUCUUGAAUGUUUUGACUUUAUAGCUUGGCAGAGUGUCUUGUUUGGAAAGGGAUGUUUUAAAUGUUUUGACUUUAUAGCUUGGCAGAGUGUCUUGUUUGGAAAGUGAUGUCUUAAAUGUUUUGACUUUAUAGCUUGGCAGAGUGUCUUGUUUGGAAAGUGAUGUCUUAAAUGUUUUGACUUUAUAGCUUGGCAGAGUGUCUUGUUUGGAAAGUGAUGUCUUAAAUGUUUUGACUUUAUAGCUUGGCAGAGUGUCUUGUUUGGAAAGUGAUGUCUUAAAUGUUUUGACUUUAUAGCUUGGCAGAGUGUCUUGUUUGGAAAGUGAUGUCUUAAAUGUUUUGACUUUAUAGCUUGGCAGAGUGUCUUGUUUGGAAAGUGAUGUCUUAAAUGUUUUGACUUUAUAGCUUGGCAGAGUGUCUUGUUUGGAAAGUGAUGUCUUAAAUGUUUUGACUUUAUAGCUUGGCAGAGUGUCUUGUUUGGAAAGUGAUGUCUUAAAUGUUUUGACUUUAUAGCUUGGCAGAGUGUCUUGUUUGGAAAGUGAUGUCUUAAAUGUUUUGACUUUAUAGCUUGGCAGAGUGUCUUGUUUGGAAAGUGAUGUCUUAAAUGUUUUGACUUUAUAGCUUGGCAGAGUGUCUUGUUUGGAAAGUGAUGUCUUAAAUGUUUUGACUUUAUAGCUUGGCAGAGUGUCUUGUUUGGAAAGUGAUGUCUUAAAUGUUUUGACUUUAUAGCUUGGCAGAGUGUCUUGUUUGGAAAGUGAUGUCUUAAAUGUUUUGACUUUAUAGCUUGGCAGAGUGUCUUGUUUGGAAAGUGAUGUCUUAAAUGUUUUGACUUUAUAGCUUGGCAGAGUGUCUUGUUUGGAAAGUGAUGUCUUAAAUGUUUUGACUUUAUAGCUUGGCAGAGUGUCUUGUUUGGAAAGUGAUGUCUUAAAUGUUUUGACUUUAUAGCUUGGCAGAGUGUCUUGUUUGGAAAGUGAUGUCUUAAAUGUUUUGACUUUAUAGCUUGGCAGAGUGUCUUGUUUGGAAAGUGAUGUCUUAAAUGUUUUGACUUUAUAGCUUGGCAGAGUGUCUUGUUUGGAAAGUGAUGUCUUAAAUGUUUUGACUUUAUAGCUUGGCAGAGUGUCUUGUUUGGAAAGUGAUGUCUUAAAUGUUUUGACUUUAUAGCUUGGCAGAGUGUAUUGUUUGGAAAGUGAUGUCUUGAAUGUUUUGACUUUAUAGCUUGGCAGAGUGUCUUGUUUGGAAAGUGAUGUCUUGAAUGUUUUGACUUUAUAGCUUGGCAGAGUGUCUUGUUUGGAAAGGGAUGCCUUGAAAACAUUUUUAACUGAAUGAAAUAAAUUAUUUUUGUUUACAGCAUCUACGCUGUAAUUAUUGACAGACUUCAAAUGAGGCAGGCAGUGAUGCUUAUCUCCCCUUCAGCAUUUUAUGACAAGGGAUCUAAAUCAAGUGCACCCCAUAUUCAGUGUAUAUACGAGGAGACCUCAGAGAUAUGGAUAAAUGUAAGUCUACUUAAUGUCAUUGUAAGGUUUAUGGAAGAUCAUGAAGUAACUAACUGUAUAAUUGUAGGAAUAAAUUUAUGCAAAUGUAUUUGGAAUUAUAUUACAAAUUUCUUUAUUUUUUCCUUUUAAUGAUGAAAUAAUAAUAAUAAUUAUUAUUAGUUGGUGGUUUUCUAUAGCGCAGUACCCCAGCCUAGGACUAGGCUCACUGCAGUACCCCAGCCUAGGGCUAGGCUCACUGCAGUACCCGAGCCUAGGGCUAGGCUCACUGCGCUUUACAUAAAAUUAGCCAUUACAGAAACUUAUACAUUUAAAAACAAUUGAAAGUGAAAAGCUUGACCUCACCCACCCAAGUACUAUCUACCCCUGUCCGGCCAUGGACAGCAUCCAUCAGAAUCGAGCGUUGUUUAUCAGUCAGAGGGGGUGAGAAUGAAUCGGUAUAGUGCUGUUUGAAGAGAUGGGUCUUGAGGGCAGUUUUGAAGGCUGUGAUGGUCGUUAUAUUGCAGAUGUGCAAUGGGAGAGAAUUCCAUUGUUUUCGGGCACAGAAAGAUCGUUCACCAUAUUUUUUAGUGCGUGUUCUGGCAACAAUAAUUAAUAAACCCGUAACAGUAUGUGUUCCAUCAGAAAAAGUUACACUCUAGUUAUUGUCAACAUAAAUUUUGUUCUUGUCAGAGAAAUUUUAACACUAUGUUGUUUCUUUGUUUGAACAUUUUUUAUUAUUUAAAUAGAUUUUCAAAGAAUUUCAUAUUGAUGUAAAAUGAUACCUGGUCCAAUAUUUUAAAACACUUAAUUUCUCACCAUCUGAAUAUCAAGUUUUUAGUGACAAGUGAAGAAUCUCUACAUUUACAUAUUCAUUCCAACAGGUCCAUGACUUGCUCCACUUCUUACCUCAAACCUCAGAGCAUGAAAUCUCUUUCAUCUAUGCAUCAGAGAAGUCUGGAUUUCGCCAUUUGUACCUCAUGAGAUCACAGCUCUGCACACAGAAGUCUGGGGUCAUAGGCCAUCAAAUAGGUCAAGGGGAUAUAACUGGUGAGGCUCCAAAGUCUUUUUGUGUUUUUGUUUUAAAAGCUUUUGUAAAAAUGGCUGUGGGGAAAAACUUAAUCCUGCAUGGCUUUCAUGCCAUUAAAAGAUAGAAAACACAAACAAAGAGUUUUAUUUCAACUGUAAUCCUGAUUUAUUAAACAUGAUUUAUAAUAUAAACUGUCAUUACAACUGUAAUCCUGAUUUAUUAAACAUGAUUUAUAAUAUAAACUGUCAUUACAAUUGUAAUCCUGAUUAAUUCAACAUGAUUUAUAAUAUAAACUGUCAUUUCAAUGCUGCACUUAAAGUCCAGACUCUGUUAAAUGUAUUAUCUCCCUUAAGAAAAGAUUUGAAAAUUAUUUUUAAUUAUCAUUUUAACUAAAAAUUAGCGCCCACACUUAUAUUUUAGAUCAGAUGGAAAUCAGAGGAAAAUUAUUUGUGUAAAGAAACAUAACUUGUAUUGUUGAAAAGGAAAAUAAUUUUUGGGGGGUCUUUGGACAUUUUACCUAACAACAGGUUUGUUAAAUUUGUUAUGCUGGAUAUGAAGGCACUUAAAUUAGUCAUACCUACAGGCAUGUCAUAUGACCAAUACUGUUUAAUACAAUUAAAAAAAUUUUGAGCUUUCUAACAAGUGUUUUAUCUUACCUGUAAUAAAUGCAGAAUGUGGUCCAGACAUGGCUCUUUAUAGUCCAGACAUUGUUCUCUAUAGUCUAGACAGUGCUAUUUAUAGUCUAGACAGUGCUCUUUAUAGUCCAGACAUUGUUCUUUAUAGUCCAGACAGUGCUAUUUAUAGUCUAGACAGUGCUCUUUAUAGUCCAGGCAUUGCUCUUUUUAGUCUAGACAUUGCUCUUAAUAAAAACAGCUCUCAUUUCUGGCAAAAACAAUGGCCAUGCAGCUGUAAAAAACUAAAUACGUUUUAUAAUUGUGAUAAAGGAGCACGGUGGAGCACAGGAAAGUGUUCAUGUACAUCAUUUGGGCUCUGUUGGGCUCUGUUGGGCUCUGGGCUGUGUAUCUAUUCUCUAAUUUAUUAUUUAUUCCUUGACAAGUGGCAACAGCCCGCGUAAAUAUUCAAACACAACAAACGUUUCAUUUCCACAGAGAAUUACGUCACGUGCAAAGUACUUAGUGAGACAGCCAUCACAUCUGGUUCCUGGGUAGUUUUACCCAAAGAGGUAACGCUUCUGAUGUGUCAUCGAUUUGUGGGCUGCAUCUCAGGUGUAUGAACAAUACCUAAAUCAUAUAGAUCAGUCUCUCAUCGAUUUCACCUUUCAUAUGCUGGCUGGAACAUUUGUAGAAUGAUUUUUUGAGGGAUUUUUAGAUAUACAACUAAUAAGGAAUUAAUAAUGGGUUUCAGUUAAAAAGGUUUCAAAUUGUGAAUUGUCACAGAAAUAUUAAUUUAAGAUUUAGCUUUCAUUAUAUGAUGCUAAUAAACAAAGUCACUCUCAAGCCUGAAGAUGAAAAAACAAUAAAUGUUGAGAACUGUGUCAUUUGAAAAACUUGUUUUCAUUUUAAUGGAGAGUACCAAAGCACUUACCCUGUAGAGAAAGACACAACAUGCGUCACAGAUAAUAUGGGACAUUGAUGCAUAACAAAUUGUCUGAACUUAAUUGUGUGAACAAUGGCCAAUAUUAGUCUUGUGUGUGUGUGUGUGUGUGUGGCCAUCUUGUUUAUUUAUAAUUUCAUUUCGUUUCAGAUGUGGGUGGAUGAAUCCAGACACAUGGUUUAUUUCCUUGGUUUGUUGGACUCUCCACUAGAGUCACAUUUGUAAGUAGUUAGCAACACCACUAGAGUCUCAUUUGUAAGUAGUAGCAACACCACUAGAGUCACAUUUGUAAGUAGUAGCAACACCACUAGAGUCACAUUUGUAAGUAGUAGCAACACCACUAGAGUCUCAUUUGUAAGUAGUAGCAACACCACUAGAGUCACAUUUGUAAGUAGUCUGGUACUUAGCAACACCAUUAGAGUCUCAUUUUGAAAUGUGGGCAUUAAAAAUUAUAUUUUUGAUGAAGAAGGUUCAAAAUACUGAGCUGUAUCUCGGUUUGUUAGAGAAUGUCUAUCCCUACAUAGAAUUCCGUGUCUAUCCCUACAUAGAAUCCCAUGUUUAUCCCUAUUUAGAAUCCCUAGUCUAUUCCUACAUAGAAUCCCAUGUCUAUGCCUAUUUAGAAUCCCAUGUCUAUUCCUACAUAGAAUCCCAUGUCUAUCCCUACAUAGAAUCCCAUUUCUAUUCCUUCAUAGAAUCCCGUGUCUAUCCCUACAUAGAAUCCCGUGUCUAUCCCUACAUAGAAUCCCAUGUCUAUCCCUACAUAGAAUCCCAUUUCUAUUCCUUCAUAGAAUCCCGUGUCUAUCCCUACAUAGAAUCCCAUGUCUAUCCCAACAUAGAAUCCAGUGUCUAUCCAUAGAAUCCCAUGCCUAUCCUUACAUAUAAUCCCAGGGCUAUUUUUACAUAGAAUCCCAUGUCUAUUCCAUCAUAGAAUCCCAUGUCUAUCCCUACAUAGAAUCCCAUGUCUAUCCUUACAUAGAAUCAAAUGUCUAUCCUUACAUAGAAUCCUAUGUCUAUCCCUACAUAGAAUCCAGUGUCUAUCCAUAGAAUCCCAUGUCUAUCCCUAUAAAGAAUCCCAUUUCUAUUCCUUCAUAGAAUCCUGUGCCUACCCCUACAUAGAAUCCCAUGUCUAUCCUUACAUAGAUUCCCAUGUCUAUCCCUACAAAGAAUCCUGUGUCUAUCCUUACAUAGAAACCCAUGUCUAUCCUUACAUAUAAUUCCAUGUCUAUUUUUACAUAGAAUCCCAUGUCUAUCCCUACAUAGAAUCCCGUGUCUAUCCCUACAUAGAAUCCCGUGUCUAUCCCUACAUAGAAUCCUGUGUCUAUUCCUACAUCAAAGACUUCAACAGUGAUAAGAACUUAUUAGAACAAGUGUUUUUAAAACCGUUUGUGCUCCCCACCAACUGUCAUAUUAUUUCACCUCAUUUUAAAACAUUACUUUUUUUUUUCCAAAAGAUUUGUGGCAAGAUAUGACCAGCCCUCUGGGAUCAUUAAACUUACACAGCCCGGCUACUCUCACGCUGUUCAGAUGAGUCAGGUAAUUCAGUUAUUUAGUUCAUGGCUCUGCCGCGGGUAGGUCACGGCCUGAUCAGGUCUUACAGAAUUUGUCGGUUUCUAAAAGUGGGGUCACCACUUGUUAGUCUAAUACUGAUGUUAGUUAUUGAUUACUACAAAAGUGGUCUAAAAAUUUAUUUAAAAACAGUUAAUUUAUUUUCCCCAUAAUAAUGUUUACAUUUUUUUAAUAAAAAAAAAAAUUAUUCCACAAAAUACUUUACAAAUCUAACUACUUUUCUUGUAAUUAGUUCUGUAUUUAAUCAUCUGUUGUUUGAACUUGAAUUUUUAUGGACUGAUCUAUGAGGAAUAUAUUACGGCAAGAACAUUUCCUGUCCAAAUGAAUGAAUACAGUUAUAAAUUAUGUUAUUGUCAUAAUCAAAGAUGUAUAAAAAAAAACUAAGCUGACAUUAACAUAUAACGAAGUGAAAUAUUACGUUCCAGAUCUAUUUCACCAACUAUUUCCAGAAAACAAAAUAAAAUAUUACUUACCAAAGUUACUUUUAAGAAUCUCAUUUAGCGCAGUAAACCUGCAAAUAAUAUUUAGUGGAAUCGGCACCAUCUGGUAGCCUUAGUGACAUUGUUACAUAGAGAAUUAUGUAUUUUCAGUAGCUUUGGAGUAUAUUUUCCUAUAAAUUUUAAUGAUACAAAAUAAAAGUAAUGAAUAGACUUGUAUGCUUUUCAACCUCUAGGAUUUCAGCAAAUUUGUCACAGUAUUUAGCUCCCUGCAGUCCCCACCACAGAGUACAAUUUACAAGAUUGUACAUGAUGGCUCCGGUCAUGUCAGAUCCUUACAGCUGGGAUUACUCACACCUAAAAUAGGUCAGUCAUUGUAUGACACAAGUCAUGAGCAUGGCAUAUUUUCCUUAUCUUUCAUCUAUCUGUGUAAAGGAUUAAAAAAAACAUUGAUUCUUUUCAUAAAUAAAAGUCUAAUUCCUAAUUACGAAAUAUUUUCUUUUGCAACAGAUACAUUUGGAUACACACCUCCAAGUCUGUUCCAGUACCCAAGCCGAGCCGGCCAUAUUUCUUAUGGGCUGUACUUCCUGCCUCGAGGAUGCGAGCCGGGCAAGAGAUAUCCAACAGUGUUGUUUGUCUAUGGGGGCCCGCAGGUGCAAAUGGUGAACAACUCAUUCAAGGGACAGAAGUAAGUUCAUUAUUAGCUCAAAUCAUUAUUAGCUCAAUUCAUUAUUAGCUCAAAUCAUUAUUAGCUCAAUUCAUUAUUAGCUCAAUUCAUUAUUAGCUCAACUCAUUAUUAGCUCAAUUCAUUAUUAGCUCAAUUCAUUAUUAGCUCAAUUCAUUAUUAGCUUAACCCUUUGAACCCUUGGCUCCUGGUCCUAAAAUACCCAUGCCCCUGAGGUCCUGGUCCUAAAAUACCCAUGCCCCUGAGGUCCUGGUCCUAAAAUACCCAUGUCCCUGGGGUCCUGGUCCUAAAAUACCCAUGCCCCUGGGGUCCUGGUCCUAAAAUACCCAGGCCCUCGGGUCCUGUGGUCCUGGUCCCAAAAUCCCCAUGCCCCUGCGGUCCUGGUCCUAAAAUACCCCUGUCCCUGGGGUCCUGGUCCUAAAAUACCCAUGUCCCUGGGGUCCUGGUCCUAAAAUACCCAUGUCCCUGGGGUCCUGGUCCAAAAAUACCCAUGCCCCUGGGGUCCUGGUCCUAAAAUACCCAUGCCCCUGGGGUCCUGGUCCUAAAAUACCCAUGCCCCUGGGGUCCUGGUCCUAAAAUACCCAUGCCCCUGGGCUUCUGGGGGAAAAAGUCCACACGCUGACACACAAGCCAACAAAAUCAAAUGAUUAUAAAAUUAAAUACAUUCUAAUUAUUUCAAUCUAAAUUUGUCUGCUAGUAGUCCACAAGUAUUGUAAACAAAUUUACAAGGAGAAAAUUGUCUUAGAAAUGGUGUCAAAUAGCAUAGUAAAAUAUCAUUUAUACAACCCUGAUUUUUCAUAAAAGCCUUGGCUUGAACUAAGGGGUAGACCUUGUGUUGUUUCUGUCAUUCCCAAAGCACACAUGAAAGCACUAGAAAUUGAAGCCAAUCCAUCGUCACUGUCAUUGUCUUUUUCAAAAAACAAUAAUAAUCCCUUGAAUCAUUUACAUUACCAUAAACCUGCUCUACUUCGAGUCCAUUAGAAUAGUAAUUUAUGUAUUUUGUGUAAUUUCGUCACCUCUAUACAUCGAAAAAAAAACAUUAAAAAAACAUAACAAAAGAGAUGCAUUCAUUGGCGCGGCCAUUACUGUGACCUUUUGCAAGACACGUGAUAAAAACUCUGAACUCAUUAUUUACAAGACAUAUUCUUUAUGGACUGUCGAUCUAUGUUAAGGUAUGGGAGACCGAAAUAUGGGUCUGGCGGGAUGUGGAUUUUUAAGGCACAGACCAAUAAAGCGGGAUUGCGGGGGUCAAAGGGUUAAUUCAUUAUUAGCUGGAUUCAUUAUUUAUCAAUGGCAUUUUAUUCCAUUAGAUAUGUAUUGAACUGCAUAAUAUGGUUAAUAAUUCUACCUCAUUUUUUAGCAUACAAAUUUAUUAGUGUAUUAGUUCAUAUAAUCUACUCAAUUUAAAUUAUCCCAGCCAAUACAAUGUUAAAAACGUAAUGCUACAAUGCUCAUUAGUUGCACUUAAGAGUUGCCAGAUUUUUUUGGAAAGAUUUAUUUUCCUACGUCAUCUUUUGAAAUCUUAACAGUGAGCUUUAUAAUUUUAAAGUCUUUUUUUAUUUACUGAAUUUAAAAUUUAACAAAAUAUAUUUGAGUUUAGAAAUCUUCCACUAUCUUUCGACAAAACCUGGCAACCCUAGCCUCUGUUUCGCGAUGGUCACUCUUGGUAUAUCCUUAAAGAAGUAUUUAGUUUAAGUAUUUUUUUUGUAUCCAAGGUUUCUGAGACUUCACACACUUGCCGCCGAGGGAUAUGUCGUCAUUGUUAUUGAUGGCCGGGGGUCAAACAACAGGGGUCUGCACUUUGAGGGGAUCCUUAAGAAUCAUCUGGUAAACUUUGUUUAUAUGAUAUUCAUUGACAGGUACUGGAGGUGUAAGCAACCUUUAGUGGGGUGUAAGCAACCUUUAGUGGGGUGUAGCAACCUUUACUGGGGGUGUAGGCAACCUUUACUGGGGGUGUAGCAACCUUUACUGGGGGUGUAGGCAACCUUUACUGGGAGUGUAGCAACCUUUACUGGUGUUAUAGGCAACCUUUACUGGGGGUGUCAGCAACCUUUACUGGGGGUGUCAGCAACCUUUACUGGGGGUGUAAGCAACCUUUACUGGGGGUGUAGGCAACCUUUACUGGGAGUGUAGCAACCUUUACUGGUGUUAUAGGCAACCUUUACUGGGGGUGUAAGCAACCUUUACUGGGGAUGUAAGCAACCUUUGCUGGGGGUGGAAGCAACCUUUACUGGGGGUGUAAGCAACCUUUUCUGGGGGUGUAAGCAACCUUUACUGGGGGUGUAAGCAACCUUUACUGGGGGUGUAAGCAACCUUUACUGGGGGUGUAAGCAACCUUUACUGGGAGUGUAAGCAACCUUUACUGGGGGUGUAAGCAACCUUUACUGGGAGUGUAAGCAACCUUUACUGGGGGUGUAAGCAACCUUUACUGGGGGUGUAAGCAACCUUUACUGGGGGUGUAAGCAAUGCCUACUAUCCUUUUUCUCACAACAAAAGUAAUUUUAAAUGAUAUGAAAUCUUGUUACACAAUUUGAUUGAACAUUUUAAUUAAUAUGAUUUAGUAUUCUAUGAAGUGUAGCAUUCUAUGUAAUGUAGCACUCUAUGAAGUGUAGCAUUCUAUGAAGUGUAGCAUUUUAUGAAGUGUAGCAUUCUAUGUAAUGUAGCAACUAUUUAUUUUUCGUUCUAGGGCACAGUUGAGAUUAAUGAUCAGGUUGAGGGAUUGCUGUGGCUGGCUUCCCAAACAGAUUUUAUUGAUAUGUCGAGAGUAGCCAUUCAUGGCUGGUCUUAUGGUAGGUUGGUCGUUUUUUUCUAUGAACUAAGGCAGAUAUUCUGGUGAGAUUACUCUCUUAUGACCCAGGCUCAUACAUUGGUUACCAGCUCCAUCUGUUGAGCUGAACCAUAUGUAAUUCUCCUCACUUAGGGCUUGCCCUCCGCCCUGGCCUCCCUCGAAACAUCUAGUUUCUAUGUAAUAAAUUGUUUAGUUUAGACUGUGUAAUUUCUAGUUGUAUUGUAUUCCCUGUCUAUAUCAUAAUAUUUUAACUAUUAUUACAUUUGUAAUUAAUACUUUACAUCCGUCCUGCACAACCCAAAAUGUAAGGUGGGCCGUAAUACUUUAUGAAAAACUUGUGUGGGCCAAAAGAAAAUAGGGUAGGACUUGUACAGGCCAAAAGAAAAUAGGUCAGGGGAAAGCUAUUAAGAAAAUAAUAAGAAAAAAGAAUAUUUCGCUACUUAGCGGGCCACAAAGUGGGUGAAGGCGGCGGGCAGUAUGUUGUGCAGGCCUGCUUUAUAUCACAAAUUGUUUGUCUUUUACUAAACCCAAACAUGGUAAAAAAUUUUAGUAUGGGAAUCUUGUCAUUUAUCUUCUGUUUACAACUCUACAACAUAACAUCAGAGAAAAAUUGAUAUUACCGCUUGAAGAAAACUUGGAAUAUUCUACAACAGUGGUUCUUAACCUGGGUUCGAUCGAACCUCAGGAGUUCGGUGAGUCAGUCUCAGGGGUUCUUCUUCUUCUUCUAUAUCUUAAGGGCCCACGAUCAAUUUAUUGAUCAUUUUGGCUCCUAUGCAUGUAGAUGGGAUUUGCAAUGUUUCUGUUACUGGUGUGGAUGAGGAAAUCAUGCACAAGGGGUUUGAAGGCUGGAGGCAAUAGACACAAAUGUGUCUAGUGUUGUCGCCUCAACCGUUCCUUUUGAAAGAUGGUUCCAGUCCCUGAUUGUCUUGGGCAGGAAUGAGCAGCUCCUAUACUGGCUUCUUGCUGGUAUGAGCCUGAAUUGCCUGUCAUGGCCUCGUCGCUGUCUAUGGGGGAGAGGGACGAGUUUCUGUUUAAUACUGGAACAGUGGACCAGCCCAUUAUUUAUCUUGUACAUCAUGGAGAGCCUGGAUUGUCGUCGUCGUUUCUCCAAUGGUGACCAGCCUAGUGUUUCUAGCAUGCUGCCAACACUAGAGGUAUUCCUGUAGCGGUUUAGGACAAAGCGUGCUGCUCGUCGCUGGACCGCCUCCAACCUGUCAAUGCUCUUCUGGGUAAAUGGGUCCCAGACUGAAGAUGCAUAAUCUAAAAUCGGACGGAUAAAGGCUUUAUAUGCUCUUUCUUUCACACAGGAGUUGCCAAUCUUUAGAUUUCGCCUUAAGAACCCCAAGGCUUGGUUUGCUUGGUUACAUACAUUGUUAAUAUGCUCGUCCCAGCGGACCUCUCUUUGAAUGGUAACACCCAGGUACUUUACGGAGGAAACUUGCUCAAGAAUAUGGCCGUGCAGUUUGUAUUGGUAGUGUAGAGGAGUACAACUUCUAGAGAUUGAUAGUGUCUGGCACUUGGCAGGGUGAAAUUCCAUGUCCCAGCUCAUCUCCCACUCAGCUAACAGAUUGAGAUCCUGUUGUAGCUGGUCCUGGUCAGAUCUGUUGGCGAUCGUCCUAUACACUGCUGUGUCAUCUGCAAACAGUCUUGCCUGUGAUGUCAGUUUCUCCGGUAGGUCAUUAAUGUAUGCUAGGAACAAACAGGGGCCCAGGACUGAUCCCUGGGGGACCCCUGACUUCACAUUGACAAAGGAGGAGCUUGUACCGCCCACCACUACUGCUUGGCGUCGGUGGCUGAGGAAGCUAGAGAUCCAUGUUUUAGUGGUGCCUUGAAUCCCAUAUAUCUGGAGUUUUUCGGCGGAGGUCCAAAAAAAAUCAGGGAAAAAAAAAUCAUAUUUUAUUUUUCCUAUUAAGAAGGGUUCGGUGAAUGCGCAUAUGAAACUGGUGGGGUUCGGUACCUCCAAAAAGGUUAAGAACCACUGUUCUAUAAUGAUACAGUAUAUUAUUGUAAUUAUGUGUUGAUGAACUUUUCAUUUUUAGAUAUUUCUUCAAUUCUCUAUUUCAGGCGGUUAUCUAUCUUUGAUGGGACUGACACAGAGAAGUGAUGUCUUCAAGGUGAGCAACUCUUGUCAAUUAAUGCAUUGAAAUAAAUAGUGAUGUAUGUUAAAGUGGCAUUUAGCAAAUUAAUUCUUGAAUUUCCCAAGAACAAUAAAAUAACUGAUUAUUUGUUGAAAAGAAGCCAUGUAUAUUUUCUGCUUGUUAUUAAUUUGUUUUACUUAUAUAAUCUAAAUUUUCAUCUCAUUUAUUAUGUGGUCACAUGACAUUAAGGUAGUCUGCUCCAUUGAGUAGUCACAUGAUUUCAAAGUAAUCUACUUGAUAUUUCAUUAUGUGGACAUAACUCAACCCCCCUCCGGCCUUUUUUUUUAAGGUGGCCAUUGCUGGAGCCCCUGUGGUCAACUGGGAGCUCUACGACACUGGCUACACUGAACGCUACAUUGGGCUUCCACAGAGCAAUCCAGAUGUGUACAAGGCAGGAAAUGUCCUCUCCUACAUUGACAUGCUUCCAGAUUAGUAUGUUUCCUUUGUGUCAGAUUGGCCAUUUUCAUAUCAGAUUAGUCAUUUUAUUGUUAGUCUAGUCAAUUUAUGUCAAAAUUAGUCAUUUUCUUGUCAGAUUAGUCAUUUUAUUGUUAGACUAGUCAAUGUAUGUCAAAAUUAGUCAUUUUCUUGUCAGAUUAGUCAUUUUCAUAUCAGAUUGGUUAUUUCCAUGUCAGUCAGGUUCAUGUCAAUUAUUCAGUAACAUCAUCAUUAAAUCUCCAUAAAGAUUGGCAUUCAAAUGUGUUAGCAGCACAUUGUCAUUCUCUCUUGCCAAGAUGUCCUGACCUGUUUGAAAUUAUGUUUUUAUAAACAACUUUUUUAUUCAUUUAUUUAUUUAUUUAUUUAGGCAUUUUUAUAUAGCGCUUACCUUAAAGCUCUAAGCGCUUUACAAUCAUUAAAAACAUGUAAACUAAGUACAAUAAAAAAGAGACAUUAGGAUAGUAACUACUAUACUAUAGAAACAAUUAAAAUGGAUAUAAAACUAGGACACUUUGGCACAUUUAUCAGUCUGAUUGAAAUGUUCAGCUUAUUAUCUGACUUAUUUGAUGGGCUUUAUUGGAGAAGAUCAUGUCAUUAUACUUUCAUUACAUCAGAUCACAUCAUUAUACUUUUCUACUUAAUUGAAACUAUGUAAAUUAUAUAUUCUCUCCUGAUUAAACUAAAUAAAUUGUAUAUCUUCUCCUGAUUAAACUAUAUAAAUUGUAUAUUCUCUCCUGAUUAAACUAUAUAAAUUGUAUAUUCUCUCCUGAUUAAACUAUAUGAAUUGUAUAUUCUCUCCUAAUUAAACUAUAUAAAUUGUAUAUCUUCUCCUGAUUAAACUAUAUAAAUUGUAUAUUCUCUCCUAAUUAAACUAUAUAAAUUGUAUAUCUUCUCCUGAUUAAACUAUAUAAAUUGUAUAUUCUCUCCUCAUUAAACUAAAUCAAUUGUAUAUUCUCUCCUGAUUAAACUAAAUCAAUUGUAUAUUCUCUCCUGAUUAAACUAAAUCAAUUGUAUAUUCUCUCCUGAUUAAACUAAAUCAAUUGUAUAUUCUCUCCUGAUUAAACUAAAUCAAUUGUAUAUUCUCUGGCAGUGAAACAAGACUCCUGCUGAUCCAUGGUCUGAUUGAUGAGAAUGUCCACUUUCGCCACUCUAGUGUCUUAAUCAACCAUUUAGUGACCUCCUGUAAACCCCACCAGCUUCAGGUGAGUCCUUUGGUUAGGGCUUUCUUCCCAUUCCCUAACAGAUGGUCACUUACUGGACUGGUCACUUACUGGACCGUGGUCACUUACUGGACUGUGGUCACUUACUGGACCAUGGUCACUUACUGGACCGUGGUCACUUACUGGACUGUGGUCACUUACUGGACUUAGUCAAACUAAAUGUUUGGGACAUAAUUGGGCUGUAAUAGAUGAGAUACAAUUGGACAUAAUUGGACUGUAAUAGGAGGGCUGUAAUUCUAUGGCUUCAAAAAAUUUAACUGGGAUGUGGGGUCUUCGUAGCAUUGUAUUUCAUGGCUUAAAGUUUAUUGUUAAUGGUGGAUAUGUUCAAGCUUGUAGGAUCUUCUAAAGUAGCCACAAACUCAAUUAGUUGUUACUGCUACUUGUAAGAACAAAAAGAAAAAUUACUUAUCACUGUUGGAGAUAGACGGUUAGUUUGAAAGAAUUUCUGUCAGUUGAUAGCAUAUUUGUUGUCUCCCCUUGAUAGGUGUACCCCAAUGAAAGACACGGCAUUCGUAACCACGAGGCCAGUGAACAUUACAAGACAACGGUCCUCAAGUUUCUUCAAGACUAUUUGUGAUCAUCUUUGACCUUUUUAGUUCAAACGACGACAAGUGUAUUAAUAGAUAUCUAGUUUUGUAAAUACUUGAUAAAGCUGGACUGUUUGAUGGAGUUCAAAGGUUUGAUUGAGUUCAAAGGUUUGAUUGAGUUCAAAUGUUUGAUUGAGUUCAAAUGUUUGAUUGAGUUCAAAUGUUUGAUUGAGUUCAAGUGUUUGAUUGAGCUUGUGUGUUUGCAACACAAGGAUUGGGAUUAUGUUAAAAAUUAUUUUAUACACAAAGAGAAAAAUUACCAAUAAAACAGACAACUUUCAUCCAUAUAAUGUCAAGAUUAUAAUAUGGUAAUAAAUUCUUGUUAUUACAUAUUUGCAUAAUUUAUUUAUUUACUGUUUGGGGAAACAUUAAUUGAAUUAGCAUAUGGGGGUACAGGCCAAAAUGAGUUGUUUUAACGAGAAACAUGUAUUGAAAAUGUAUAAAUAUUUUAGCCAUUAACAAUUUUAAUGCACUCCUUAAUUAUAUGAUUACUUAUAAUCUUUACAAAAAGGGUAAUUUAAUGGCAAAGAGAGGAGAUUGCAUUGAAUUUAAUCCUUAUUAAUUAUUUUUUAACUUUUUAAAAAAAAAAUUGUACAGCAUCAAAAAGGUUCAUUUUUUUUACUUAUCUUUUAUGAAAUUGUCAUAUACAAAGAAAAACUAUUUACAUGACUCUUGUAAAUCUAUUGAUGUUGUUAUGUGAUUGAAGUCAUCAUAACAUAAAAACUGUUUACAAGAUUCUUGUACCAGUAAAUCUCUUGAUGUUAUGUGAUUGAGGUCAUCAUAACAUAAAAACUAUUUACAUGACUCAUUGUAAAUCUCUUGAUGUUAUGUGAUUGAGGUCAUCAUAACAUAAAAACUAUUUACAUGACUCAUUGUAAAUCUCUUGAUGUUAUGUGAUUGAGGUCAUCAUAACAUAAAAAAUAUUUACAUGACUCAUUGUAAAUCUCUUGAUUUUAUGUGAUUGAGGUCAUCAUAACAUGCUGGAAUUUAAUUUGAGAAUUUUAUAAACACAAGGUAGCUAUGAAUCAAUCAAUAAUCAGAUUCAACAUAACAUAUGCAACGACCUUGAGUUACGGUGGUCAUGCAGUGUUUGUACAGAUUAAUUAGACACUAACAAUUUGUGUCAAUAUAACAAUAUAUAUUAAUGUUAAGCUUUAAUAAUAAUUUUACAUAGUACAUAAGUAGACGUUUCGGCACAUACCUUCAUCAGUACGAUAACAAAACAUUUAAAUAAGUACAAAUUAAAUUUACAUAAUAUAUAUAUAUAUAUACAUACAUAUACACGUAUAUCCUACCUAAGAAAAGGAGACAAAAUAUGAGUGGGCACAAAAAAAAACAACCAGACAGAAAGUGUUUGUACAUUUUGACAAUUUUUUUUUAAACGAAAUUAAAUUAAUGAAAGAUUAUAAUUUAUAUAUAUAUUAUAUUAAAAUUGAUAACCAUUUUUACUACAGUGAUAACACAAUAAUAGACUACUGACUUUGCACAGGACUUGUUGCUUUGAUCUCAUUAUAACUGAAGAUUUAGGCAUGAUUAAGGUAUACAUUAUGUCACCAAUUUUAAGAUGGAACUAACUCUCAAUUGUACACAUAUUCUUGUACAAAAGUUAGUUCCCUGCAUGGCUUCCCUUUGUUUGUGCUAUGGUGAAGAAGGAAUAAAAACCAGCUGAUGAAAAAUGCCACCAGAUGUAAUCCCUUGAUUUCUGAAGAUGUCAGUGUGCGAGGGUUUGUCACCUGAACAGAAUUCCGGUGUGGAUAAACAUGCACCACUGAUGAAAAUAAAUUUGGUUGAGAUCUCAAAUAACUUAAUUUCGAAAUUGAUCUAGUUCUCUUGGGACAUUAAAAAUUUCCAUUUUGUUUCAGUGUGACCAAUUAAUUAAAACAAUGACUUAAACAUUUAAAAAAAAUCAAAAUCAAUUUUUUGGGACUUUCCAUAUAAACUUAACCAACCAUAGUGGACAGCUUCCCAUGUUUGCAAAUUAAGAAUCUACUUAAGAUCCCUUGAAAAUUUUGUCCCAUCGUAUAUCCUGUGAUUCUAUGGCAUUCAUUUUAUUUUUGUUCUGUUAACACAUCUGUGAAUGUACCAGUAUUUUAAAUGUCAAUUUCACACAUAAACUACAGAGUUUGUACCAUUCUGCAUGC
Lymnaea stagnalis (great pond snail) is the source of this 23760-nucleotide messenger RNA. The record is from the annotation of a GenBank genome assembly. NCBI's taxonomy places the organism in Eukaryota, Metazoa, Mollusca, Gastropoda, Lymnaeidae.